AUGAUAUCUUCAAAUACUAUGGAAAAUUCGAUGAUUGAUGAUCACUUUAGUGAAGAGGAUUUUGACGCAAUAUCUUACGUUCGGGACCAGUUAAAGGGUAUGAAAAGUGGCGAUGAAACACGACAGUUGCAAGCAUUUCACGCUAGAUUAAAUGUAGCUAAUGCACAAUCAUCGGAAUUAGUGAAGAAGAGUGUCUUUUUGAAUUAUAAAAAGUUCAUCGAUACUGCCAGAGAAGUUUCAUAUCUGGAACGGGAAAUAUAUGAACUUUCAUCACUGUUAUCAGAUCAACGGAUGCUUAUUGAAACACUGAUGCAGAUGACUGGGGAAGAUCGUUCUUCCAUUGGAACUGCCAGUCUUCACACUUCUUCAUUCAGCGUUAACCCAAUGAAUGUAUUGAUGCAGAAAAUGGACGGUAUUGCUUCUAUGUUAAAUAAUUUACCAACUUCUGAUCGAGUAAUCAUGCACGGUGAAGUAGUUCAGUUGGACAGCGACAACAUGCGGCCACAACACAAUGUAAUGCUUAUUUUGUUAUCAGACCGACUACUCAUUGGACAACCAUCUUCAGGAAAAUAUCGUUUUCAGUUGGAAUCUUCACAUCCGUUGAAUAAUAUAGCAGCUGUUAAUAUCAAGGAUAGAGAAAAUGGCGAAACUGUGACCAGCAUGUUUAAGUUAUUGAUUUUUCCAGGACAAAGGUUUUUUCUUGCUGAAAAUGCCCGAAUUAAAAAAGAAUGGUUGGACUGCAUCGAGAAUGCCAAAAGAGAACUCCUUCAUGAGGGAUCAUUAGUACGUCAAGCAACAAUCCGUGGGAAACGUCGACAUGACCUGUCAGCGAAGAUGGAAUUAGGUAAUCAAUUUAUGCCGGUUGCGGAGUCGGUUGCUAUUAAAUCACCUGAUGAAAGUGCAUGGCUCAAUGAAUUGCCUGCAGAAUUGGAUGAUUGCAUUGCUCAUCGAGAUAUGGAACACGCGGUAGAGUUGAUAAUGGAAUGGAAAAGUUGCAACACAAAAGAAGCAACAAUUGAUGCACAGCUGAUACUUCGUGAAACCCAAAUUGUGCAGUUACUUAGCGAAGAGGUUCGUCGUCCAGGUGCUUUACAUGGUGGUCCUCGAGCUAUCAAGAAAGCAAUCAAUCUUUUAACGAUUCUUGGCCGAGCUUCACAAGCAGUUGACCUUUACUUGAAAAAAAGGAGCACAGUGCUGCGGACAACUACUCGAGAAUUGACAAUGAGUGAAGAACCAUUGUCGUAUGUACGACAGUUAUCACAACAAUUUUUAGAUGUUAUAUCAGAUGUUGUUAAGGAAUUCUUGAUGCAACCUGAACACUUUUCUCUUAUAUUGCAUUGGUGUUCUGGUGAAUUAAGUGUUAUGCUGUCUUUAAUACGAAAACAUGUUAUCGAGGUGGCACCAACAAUGGCAGUGCUUGCACAUACUUGGCGAAUAUUGAUGAUGCAUUGCGAUAAUUUAAUUACAGUUGGUGUUGAUUUGUCUUUUGAAGUACAUCGUCUGCUUGCACCAUCACUUAAGAUUGCAAUUGAAACAAAUUUUAGCAACAUAAUCGAAUCAGUUCGUCUUCGAGUUUCUGAAGAGCGUUGGAAAGCAUACCAUAUGGAAAGUGAAUCGAAUGUGAAUCGUUUUAUAGAGGAAAUGUCUGAUAUGGGACUGUCAGUUGAUUGGGCACUGUCUACCACGCAGUGUUCUUCCAUUAAUAUUACCCAGAAUGCCUGCCACUUUUCUCGGGUUGCCUUUAUGUUGGCUCGCGACCUUGCAAUGAUAAGAUCUUCACAUUUACGCUAUCUCACUGACUCCUUCAUGGUGAAGCUUUGGAGUGAAUAUUUAAAUCAUUUGAAAAGUGCGCCGCAAUCGUCUUUGCAACAAUAUACAUCAGUAUUUGUUAUUUCUCAAUUGUUGCCUCUCUGUGAUGCAAUCUACGAUGAAUCUGCACCAGGAAUAUUGUCCGAACUUUUGCAAACAAAAUUUGGAAUUUUAUUACGGUAUCGAGGGAAUUUUCAUGCGGCUUCUAGUGACGAAGACGUGGCACAUAUUUAG
Messenger RNA from Brugia pahangi, 2043 nucleotides. The record is from the annotation of a GenBank genome assembly. NCBI's taxonomy places the organism in Eukaryota, Metazoa, Nematoda, Chromadorea, Rhabditida, Onchocercidae.